AUGUUCAGGACUUCCAAGCCCUCGCUCUCUCGUGGGUGCGACGAGGGCUCGGACAUACCCCUCGAAAGCUUAUAUCGAGGGUCCGAAGUGCCAUUUUCCGAGGGAUCGAGCCCUCGGCGAAGACCCAUCGAAAGCAUAUUUCCGAGCACUCAAAGUACCCCUCGAACAACUGGUUGGGUGUCUCCUUCAAAAUCGACGGCAAGUCAAACACCAGUAAAAGGAGCAGCCAAACCUACCAAAUCUAGUCAAAUAACUCCGAAACUUGUGACAAAACUUCAUAAAGGUAAACCAAUCGUCUUUGAUAAAUCACCAACAAGAAUUAUUAGUUAUCAAUCCCCUAUUAAUUCAAUUCGUGAACAAAACCAAUUAAGAGAUAUAACAUUGACAACAUUAUAUGAAAAUGAUGACCUUGAACAGGUCAAUGGUCUUCUAUAUUUUCUACGUAAACUGGGUCAAGGUAAAAGGCGUUCUGAUAACAAGGAAGGCACAAAACAAGUCUUUAAUAAAAAAUGUGAAACCACGAAAGAUGUCUAUGUUAAUUAUGUCUACGAGUAUGAUAUACAGAAUCAGGUAAUGAAUUCUUCACUUAGAGAUCCAAAUAGUGAAACAAUAAAACGAAUAAACACAUUUUUCGCUGAUGCGUUUGCUGAAGAAUGUUAUAAACGAAAUCUAGUUCAAUAUGUCAUCGAUGAUGCCCGUUUGGUUCGUAUUUUGGAUGUGUCAAAAUUAUAUAAGAAUGAACCCACAUUAAGAUUUUAUGCAUCAAUCAAUUGUAGUAAAAACUUGAUACCAUUAAUAUCAAGAAUAUUCGAAGUAGUAUUUGAAAAAUUACAGAAUGAUCUAUUAUCAAAAUCAAAUAAAAAAAUGAGUUGGGGUGAUCUGGAUCUUAUACCAAUAAAGAAGUAA
Didymodactylos carnosus is the source of this 906-nucleotide messenger RNA. Lineage: Eukaryota; Metazoa; Rotifera; Eurotatoria; Philodinida; Philodinidae. The record is from the annotation of a GenBank genome assembly.